This is a messenger RNA of Emys orbicularis (European pond turtle), 2399 nucleotides long. Its product is annotated as D-dopachrome decarboxylase-like. Lineage: Eukaryota; Metazoa; Chordata; Testudines; Emydidae. Bases 72 to 428 code for a protein of 118 amino acids. Gene Ontology annotation, molecular function: phenylpyruvate tautomerase activity. The record is from RefSeq and is a predicted model, not a curated record. The transcript is spliced from 5 exons.
CGGCCCGCGGCGGCCGCGCCGCGUGUGACCCUGCAGACCGCGGUAGCUGGUUUGUAGCGCUUGUCUCGGCCAUGCCGUUCCUGGAGCUGGAGACCAGCCUCCCGGCCGCUCAGCUGCCCCAGGGCUUAGCCGGCAAGCUGUGCUCGGCCGCCGCUGCGAUCCUGAGCAAGCCCGAGGAGAGGAUAAACGUCACUGUGAAGAGCGACUUGCCCAUGGUGGUUGGCGGCUCCGCAGCGCCCUGCGCUCAGCUGCUCGUCUCAUCCAUCGCAGUGGUGGGAACUGCGGAGCAGAACAGAGGGCACAGUGCCAAGUUCUUUGAGUUCCUUACCAAGGAGCUGGGGCUCGGUGCAGACAGGAUUCUGAUCCGUUUUUAUCCACUGGAACCUUGGCAGAUUGGCAAGAAAGGAACUGUCAUGACUUUCUUAUGAUCUCUUCAAGAAACCCAUUAAAAAGAAACCCUUGUGGAGGGCACAACCCCAGGAUGGCCAGCUCUACCUGUUUGUUUCUACGCAAGAUCUGAUAUAUAGAAUGCUGAUUGGGACCAUGUCCCUGUAGACUCUUCUACACCAGAAGUCACUAAAUGUUGCUCAUUAGUCUGGCAAUAGGCACUAAACUAAUUCACAGUAGUUAGCCUAACUCGCUGCCACUGGAGGGCAGAGAUUCAAGGGGAUCUGAGAUCUUUCACUUCCAACUUCUGUGAACAUUUCUUCCAUUCUAAACCUCCCCCCCACCCCAUUUCUGGGAAGAGAGAAUAUUGGUCUGAGGGAAGAAUCUUUUAACUUGUAUGGGAUGGCUGGGCUAGGGCUCCUCUCUAAUCUGCUCUGAGCUCUACUUCACUAGGAUCAUUGGCUUGCACAGGUGGAUGUUCUCAUGUUCAUUCAGUAGACUCCUGUAGUUCAAUAUCAAUGUGCGUAUUGUGCAUUGGGGUAUGUGUGGAAGGAGGGCUUCUUAUUGCAGAAUCAUUUCAUACCCUAGGACGUGGAGCCCAGGAAACUGUUUUGCUGGUUCAGGUAAUUAGUUUCAAUUCCUGUAACUUGUCUCCUUGUCCACAGUACUUUCCCACAACCCUCUCACUACAGUGAGCAAGAUCAGAACACUUUUUAUUUUACAAAUGCUUUCAAUGUUCUGUGGGUGGUGGAGAGGAGCUGAUGAAUUUGCACAUAACUGACUUCUUGGAGUGCCUGUUUCCCUCCUCUCCCCCCCCCCCCCCCCCUUAUUAGACCCAGGGCUUUGCUACAUCUGCUCUAAUGUCCAUUCUCUUAGUAGGGGAGUUUUCCCCUUGGGGCUUUUAGAGUUGGUCACUUUAUAACCGGAUUAUACACAAUAUUUUAUUUUAAAAAAACCCUCAACCCCCUAGUUAUCAUCGUCUAUAGGAUUUCCUUACUUUUGCAUUUCACUCAGCAGAGAUAAUGAAGAUAGAGUUGUCAGUUUCAUUUAUAGUACUUUCUAAGGUCCAAAUCCUGCAAACAUUUAGGCAUGUGAAUAGUUACACUGAAUUCAUUGGGAUUACUUAUGUGAAUAAGUGUUUUGAGGGUCAGGAUUAAAUAGUUCAUUUUCUGGUUCUGAUGUACUACUACAGUGUUUAAUUGUCGGGUAUUUACAGCAUUGCAAGGGAAUAAUUACAUUUAAAAAUGAACGAAUUUCCUCUUUCAUUGCUCACAGAACACUUUUUAUUCCAGUUAGCGUUUGUAAUUUUUUUUUUUAAACACACAAUCAAAAAUUUGGGUGUCAAGUUGGAAGUAUCUUUCAUUUAUUCAAAAAUAACUGAAACCAAUGAGGUUAUUAAAAAUAAUUAAAACCAAAUGAUUUAUUAAUAUCUGAAGCUAGUUACUACACAUGCAACAUAACUUUCUUCCAUUGUUGCAAAAUCACUGUCCUCUAAAUAAAAUCUGCACUAAGUGCAGAUUUAUGUGUUAGUGUCAUGAGUUGGGCAUUUAUCUGGUCAAUAAAACUUUUAUCAAAAUACUUUUAGUGUGUGUCGAUUCACUAGAUUAUCACAAUACUUCCAUUUUGUUUCCCUUUCUCCUUGUAUCUCACUCACCCUCUCUAAGCACACUUGUAGAUAACACAGCUGUCCACGCUCCCUGUUUGUUUAUUUUUCUCAUGAGGUCUUUUCAGUUAAAUGCUUUUAAAACUAGGAUAGUAAAUUAAACAAUUGUGUGUCACUGAGCAUAUGACCAGUGAUCUUAGAAAUCCGUUUGCCAUGGAAAAAAAGCUGAAUUUGCAUUUUUACAAAGAAUCUUUAGUUUUUACUUUUUGUGAAAAAUAAAAACAUAUUAACUACAUUUUACUGAAAGUACUUAUGUCACUUACUCAAUGUGCGCAACCUCCUCCUCUUGUGGUUAAUUUUUGAAUGCGCUUUACUUUACGUAGCUAAACAUACUCCAAUAAACUGCUUC